AUGUCCAAGUACGGCGUCAUGGUCAUGGGCCCUGCUGGGGCCGGCAAGUCUACAUUUUGUGCCUCCCUCAUCACCCACCUAAACCUUAACCGCCGCUCCGCCUUCUACGUCAACCUCGACCCGGCCGCCGAAUCCUUCGAGCACGCCCCCGAUCUGGACAUCAAGGACCUUAUCUCUCUACACGAUGCCAUGGAGGAGGUCGGGCUCGGCCCUAACGGCGGUCUCAUCUACUGCUUCGAGUUCCUCAUGGAGAACCUCGAUUUCCUCACCGCGGCCCUCGACAGCUUAACCGAGGAGUACCUCAUCAUCUUUGACAUGCCUGGCCAGAUCGAGCUGUACACCCACAUCCCCAUCCUUCCGGCCCUCGCCCGCUUCCUCUCCCAGCCGGGCUCACUCGACAUCCGCCUCUGUGCCGCCUACCUUCUCGAGGCGACCUUCGUCGUCGACCGCGCCAAGUUCUUCGCCGGCACGCUCAGCGCUAUGAGCGCCAUGAUCAUGCUCGAGAUCCCCCACAUCAACAUCCUGUCCAAGAUGGACCUCGUCAAAGACCAGGUGCGCAAGAAGGACAUGAAGCGCUUCCUCACGCCUGACACGGGCCUCCUGGACGACGAUCCGGUGGCCACCGCGGCCGCGGGGGGCGAGCCGGACGACGGCCGCGGCGAAGUCCACGACCGCGACCUCGUCAUGCGUGGCAGGAGCUUCCAGCGGCUGAACAGGGCCGUCGCGGGCCUAAUCGAGAGUUUCAGCAUGGUCAACUAUCUGAAGCUGGACAACACAGACGAGGACAGCGUUGGCGCGGUGCUGAGCUACAUCGACGACAUUAUCCAGUACCAUGAGGCGCAGGAGCCCAAGGAGCUCAAAGACGACGAGUUUGACGAGCCCAGCGACGACUAG
Molecule: messenger RNA, 894 nt
Organism: Colletotrichum graminicola M1.001
Lineage: Eukaryota; Fungi; Ascomycota; Sordariomycetes; Glomerellales; Glomerellaceae
Exons: 2
Coding region: 1-894 (297 amino acids)
Molecular function (GO): GTPase activity
Source: RefSeq, a predicted model, not a curated record